This is a messenger RNA of Synchiropus splendidus (mandarinfish), 4978 nucleotides long. It is a transcript of the gene slc9a6a, whose product is annotated as solute carrier family 9 member A6a. The transcript has 16 exons. The record is from RefSeq and is a predicted model, not a curated record. Bases 105 to 2186 code for a protein of 693 amino acids. Gene Ontology annotation, molecular function: sodium:proton antiporter activity. Lineage: Eukaryota; Metazoa; Chordata; Actinopteri; Syngnathiformes; Callionymidae. Gene Ontology annotation, biological process: proton transmembrane transport; sodium ion transport; regulation of pH. Gene Ontology annotation, cellular component: membrane; recycling endosome.
UUCCUCUGUUGGUGUCGUCGGUCCGAGGUUUCCCCUCGCCGCCUCCGUGGCUCAGAUUUGCACAAGCUGUCGUUCUGUCUUCAGCCACGCCGCUGCAUGUCGACAUGGGCUUCCGGCUGACCGUCAGCAGAGCUCGGCGCGCGACAAGGACGAUGUGGCUGCUCGUGCUCGUGAGCUGCUGUGUUGGCGUCUGCGUGUGCCGAGCAUCUUCGGCUCCGGAUGAGAGCAGCAGCGCGAUGGAGAACAUCGUGACAGAGAAGAAGGCUGAGGAGAGCCACCGACAGGACAGCGCCGACCUCCUCAUCUUCAUCCUGCUUCUGACGUUAACCAUCCUCACCAUCUGGCUGUUCAAACACCGACGCUUCAGGUUCCUGCACGAGACCGGGCUGGCGAUGAUUUACGGUUUACUUGUUGGCGUGGUCCUGCGCUACGGCAUCCACGUCCCCCGGGACGUCAGUAACGUCACCCUGAGCUGCCAUGUCAACGCAAGCCCUGCGACCAUUCUCGUAAACGUCAGCGGCAAGUUCUACGAAUACACUCUGAAAGGGGAAAUAAGUGCCAACGAGGUGGACAACGUCCAAGACAAUGAAAUGCUGAGAAAGGUGACCUUCGACCCGGAAGUAUUUUUCAAUAUUCUUUUACCUCCUAUCAUCUUCCACGCUGGCUACAGCCUGAAAAGGAGACAUUUCUUCAGAAACAUGGGCUCCAUCCUGGCCUAUGCUUUCUUGGGCACAGUUAUUUCCUGUUUUGUCAUUGGGUUGUUGAUGUACGGCUGCGUGACCCUAAUGAAGCACAUGAGUCAGCUGAGUGGAGACUUCUUUUUCACAGACUGCCUUUUUUUCGGUGCCAUCGUCUCUGCCACAGACCCAGUGACAGUCCUCGCCAUUUUCAAUGAGCUGCAGGUCGACGUGGACUUGUACGCGCUGCUGUUCGGGGAGAGCGUGCUCAACGAUGCCGUGGCUGUCGUUCUGUCAUCUUCUAUCGUAGCGUACCAGCCAGAGGGAGACAACAGCCACACCUUCGAGGCCAUGGCUCUGCUGAAAUCAUUCGGGAUGUUCCUCGGAGUCUUCAGCGGCUCCUUUUCUCUGGGAGUGGCCACCGGAGUCGUCACCGCUCUUGUGACCAAGUUCACCAAGCUGAGAGAUUUCCAGCUGCUGGAGACGGCGCUCUUCUUCCUCAUGUCUUGGAGCACGUUCCUUCUGGCAGAGGCCUGUGGUUUCACAGGUGUUGUGGCUGUGCUGUUUUGUGGAAUCACCCAGGCACAUUACACCUUCAAUAACCUGUCACCAGAGUCGCAGGACAGGACCAAGCAGCUCUUCGAGCUGCUGAAUUUCUUGGCGGAGAACUUCAUCUUCUCCUACAUGGGCCUGACUCUCUUCACUUUCCAGAACCACGUCUUUGACCCCAUGUUCAUCGUCGGUGCUUUUCUGGCUGUGUUCCUGGGGCGAGCGGCCAACAUCUACCCGCUCUCUUUCCUCCUCAAUCUGGGAAGAAGGAACAAGAUCAGAUCCAACUUCCAGCACAUGAUGAUGUUUGCAGGGCUCCGAGGGGCGAUGACCUUUGCUCUGUCCAUCAGGGAUACAGCCACAUACGCCCGACAGAUGAUGUUCACCACCACUCUGCUCAUCGUCUUCUUCACGGUGUGGUUCUGCGGAGGCGGCACGACCCAGAUGUUGUCCUGCCAGCGCAUCCGAGUGGGUGUGGACUCAGACCAAGAUAAUUCUAUGAGCGUCACCGAAGGGCCCGAGAGGCGAAGCACCAAGCAAGAAAGCGCCUGGCUUUUUAGAAUUUGGUACAACUUCGACCACAACUACCUGAAGCCCAUCCUUACCCACAGCGGACCCCCACUGACUGCCACACUGCCUCCGUGUUGUGGGCCCCUGGCUCGCUUCCUCACCAGCCCGCAGGCCUAUGAGAACGAGUGCCAGCUGAAGGACGACGACUCGGACCUGAUCCUAACCGACGGGGACAUCAACCUGACCUACGGCGACAUCACGGUCAGCACAGACGCCAGCGGCGCCCACACCAGCAGCGCCAUCUCCUUUUCCGGAGCCAACUCGGAGGACGUGGACAAAGAGCUGACGUACGGAGACCACGAGUUGGUCAUGAGGGGCACGCGUCUGGUGCUGCCGAUGGACGACUCUGAGCCCCCCUUUACAGACCCCCAGCAGCGCCUACGGAUGUGAAGACCAUCCUCACGGUGCCGAUACAAGACAACCGCCCAACUCCUACUGAACCGAGCCACUGAACUAAAGACCCAAAUCGGACUUCUCUCAUCACGCCGACACUAUUUUCUUACUCUUUUGCACUUUGCCUCAUUGUUAUCGAUUAUUUCCGACACUAUUACAUUCUCUUACUUCCUCUAGUGUCAAAUCACUGUUGCUACCUCAUUUCAUGUUCUGCCUCUUGAGCUCCUCCUCACCCAUUAAUACCAUUGGAUAUUGAAAAACGGGGGCAAAUGAAUCCGAUUUAUCAUCUCUGAUGUCAAAAAAAUGAUACUACCGACGUAGAAUUGAGAACAAAACACUCUGCAGCGCUGGAAAUCUGAGCGCUGCUGGCAACUAUAGCAUGGUUGACUCCAGCUCUGCUGAACAGAAAGUUUUCCAUGUGUGAGCUUCAAACUGAAAGCAGUUGAAGUUGAUAAGUCGCAAGAGCAUCCAUAAGAAGAAGCUAUUUUUUUAUGGCAAUGACUAUCUUUUGCUCCACUUUCCUUCUCAUUCAAACUUAUAUUUGAAAGUGAAAUGUUCAGAUUUUAAUUUACAUUCAUUGAUGCAAAUGAAUCGACCCCCAAACAAAUAUUCAGCGGUGUCCUCACACCAUGACUGGAACACUCUGGUUUAUUUAUUGUCAGGGAUUUCUUUGGUUGGCCUGAGCAGCAUGUGUUGCCGAGUGAAUGCAAGGCACCAACCCUUCAGCUGAUCCAUCGCUGUAUCACUUUGAUAUGCAUGAGCAGGAUGUUUGAUUUAUUUGUAGAAGGUGUCGAGGGCUUUUGUGAUUUGGGUCUGACCUUGAAUGUCGCUGCCUUCUGUUGCUGCCGGGAAGGCUUGUCGUGGUUUUUAACAAAGUGCCUGUGAGUUGUUGAGCAACCUAAAACAAAAACUCCGCAUGUUAGUGUUGACUCUGUCAGUUCGCGGGUCAGACCAUUACGGCACCUGGGCUCCUGCAGUAGCAAUAUACUCUCUUUGGGUUGUCAGCUUGUGUUUUGCUGUAAAUAGUGUAAAAACGUGAGGCUUGUUUGAGCAGUGGAAGAGUGGAGUGUCACCUGUUGACCUUUGACUGUGACGUGCAAAGACGUUUAACCAGACAAUGAUGUUGCUCAGAGACAAAUUUCAAGGCUGCGACUCUCAGAUGAGUUUCAACUUAAAGCUGAGUGCCAGCGACAUUCGCUGGAAAUUGAAUGCCGGUAUCCCUGAAGCGUAGCUCGUGUUUAAAUGAUCCCAUCAUUGAACUUUAUUUCCCACAGAUUGAACAGCAGAAUUGGGUGUUUCAUUCUAUAAUAACAUAUAGUGAGAUGGCAGUGGAGCCCAGCUGAUGAGAGUUUAAUGGUUUUGCUGGCUGAUGCUCAUAGGGAAGCAGCUGUUUAUAUUGCCGCGCUGCUUCACACCAUCAUUAGAAAACAAAAUGGGGAGCCUUCUAAUGUUGUAGAAGGCUGUGGACAUGGAGGUUAUUUUGGGGUUUGUAAAAGCAGAGCGAGUGAUUUAGUGAUCUCCACUGUGGCUCCUCAGCUGCAGCUGUUACAGGAAGUGAUGAUAGGCCUUCGCCAUGGCGACACAGUGUUGUGUUGUGAACAGUAGCCAGAAGCAGGAACAGUUGUCCUUUGUGUGUGUGAGUGUGUGUGUUUGUGCAGUCGCACGAGGUCGAUGGAGACGUUGCAGAGGUGGAGGGGAGAGGUGACUCGUCCACUUCCACACUUUUCUUCUGCUGUGCAGGAACCUUAGUGUUUGAAUUCUUUGUCUCUUCGCAGCGGGAACAGAAUAUGAAUAUUGGAGCUUCAUUUGUUUUUAUCACAUUAUUUCCCCCAUUAUUUUCUCUGCAUUUUGUUUGACCAUCAAGGUGUGGCUCUCUUGACACCUACCACCCAAAUAUUACAGCCAGAUUACUGUGUUGACAUGUGGGAACAGCAGAGGUAAAAUACAGCAAAAUAGUCCCGGUUUGUUGAUGUGUUAUUCGUGCUGUUGCUGGACUCCUGGCCUCAAAUAUUGCUCAGCAUAAUUGCAAGUUUCAUAUUGAAGCAUUGAGCUUCAAUAUUCCAGCGUAACUUCAGUUCUUUCUUUGACCCUGACAUGACUGUUGCUCAUUCAUAUCUUUUGUAUUGUGUUAUCCAUGUAAAUAUCUAGACAUAUGGGUUGAACUUUUAUGAACCAUUGGAGAAUGCCAUGUUCAGUGUGUUACAUUUAAACAAUUUUGUACCCAAAAACCCAAUUUCCAUUCAUUUGAGUCCUAAGAUGUCAUUUGCAUGAUUGAUAUUUUUGUUGCAAAUUGUUCCACACAAGCAAAUUGUGUUUCAUAAAACAUUGCUAGUAUGUUUCCAUGGAUUAUCAUGGGGAUGUAAAAAGUGAAGUUAUGGUCAAUUCAUGACGUAAUGCAGCGUUUCCAACCUUUUUGUUGAGUAUCCGAAUACUCUCUUUUAUUUGCUGCCUUUCUUAAGAUGAUUUAAACUUGUGUUUAUUUGCCUUUGUUGGCUACCAACAGCCUUUUUUUUUUUUACUCUUGUUGUGACAAUUCCCACAGAGCAGCGGAGGACGAUUAAAUAUAGUGCCAUAAAGUGAAGCCUGCAAAUCUCCCUGUCUCUUCGAUGAACUUGUAGUCGAUGCUUGGUGUCGCUGACCAAAGAGGCCCCGCUGCACUCUGUGUUUUCAGACAAUACUCUUGUCCAUGGACGACUGGUGAGGUGUGUGUGUGUGAGUCAGAGGGUGGGCGUGUGCAGGGACCGACUGUUUACAUCGGUUUAAAUAUACUCUCACCUGUUCCUGUUUGU